This is a messenger RNA of Mytilus californianus (California mussel), 5208 nucleotides long. RefSeq lists its product as uncharacterized. Lineage: Eukaryota; Metazoa; Mollusca; Bivalvia; Mytilida; Mytilidae. Gene Ontology annotation, molecular function: GTP binding. The transcript is spliced from 13 exons. The record is from RefSeq and is a predicted model, not a curated record. Bases 122 to 1870 code for a protein of 582 amino acids.
UAACGUGUACAAAUGUAAAUAAACCUGAAUUGACAUAUUUUUACCUUAAUUUGAUUCAAUACAUUUAAACAAUCUAACCAAUGACCUUCGAGUUAUUUAUGACAAUGAUGUUUACGUAUAAAUGGAAAUUAGUAUGUACUGUAUGCUAGCAUUAUCAGGUUUGCUAUUUGAUCAUACAACAUGCAAUAGAUAUAAAAUAACUGAAUACGAAAAAAGAUGUCCUCACAUAUCUGAAUGGAAAGUAAUUGCAGCAAAAAGAUGUACAGAACCGUCUAAAUACUAUUGUCUUUGGGAUGAUUACCAGAAGGAGUAUAGCGAGUCUUGUCGAGACAAGCCGACUCUGUGGCCUUUGGGUACAAAGUGUGUUUUACGAGGAAACCUUGACAGUGAAGAAUGCGUCUCUGAACGCUUUCAGCCAUUUGUAUUUAGUACUGAGGGAAACAGUGAUUGUAUAUACAAGAAGUCCCUAUGUGAGGGUAAAGGGCUUGUUUUUCACCACAAUGGGUCCACCAAAGACAAUCGUAAAUGUCGUUGUGACAAUGAUUGCGGAUAUUCAUUAGUUUCAUCACCAGAAGAUAAUUCAUUUUGCAUUCCCUUUCAAGAAGACUGUUCGUGCCUUAAAAAUACGUCUGACGAGUCAUUCAUUCAUUUUACAGAAAACAACUGUUCGAUAGACACUUUGGUUAGAUAUUCAACGACAAAACGGUUGCCACCAACAGUGAAGACCAACUUUUCGAACAUGGAUUUUAACUUUCAAAAAGAUACUACUUUUAGAAUUGAACGAGAUAUCUUAUCCAAUAUAUUCAAGACAUGUGCUUCUAUAUUUAUAGUAUUAAGUAUCAUAAUGGCAAUAGGAAACAUUACUGCUAUUACAUUUCAUACCUGUGGUGACCGAAUACACCACGAAGAAGGUUCAAAUAGAUUAAGUUACAUCGGAAUGAAAAGUGAAACGGGGAAAACAUUUGACUCAGGAGAAAGUACUAAUGACAUAAGUUCAGUCGAGAUGGAAUAUGAAACAGACGAAAAAACAGUUCAUGAAGAAGGUUCAAUUGAGCUACGUUACAGCGAGUCGGCAAAAGAAACAGGAAGCACGAAUAAACAUGAUUUGCCACAGAAAACAGAGAAGUCAUAUCCUUAUUUAACCUUGCAAAAAGACACCCACAGCUUUUUUAAUCGUGGAGCAACAGGCGAUAAAUUUACCUCGAAGAAACAAGUUGAAUUGGAUGCUAAACCUGACAACGUUAGGACAAACGCAAGACAGUUUCUAGACGAACAGACUCGCAUUGUUUUAGUUGGAAAAAUUGGGGUAGGAAAGAGUUCAACAGCGAACACUUUACUUGGACGCAGCUGUUUUCGUACAAGUGACGUUCCUACACUAGUGACGGAGAAAUGUAUGAAGGCGACAGGAACAGUUCUUCAAAAAUCAGUUUUCCUAAUUGAUACACCAGGCAUAUGUGGAAUAAAUGAAAAGAAACAAGAAACUGAAUUAGAAAUUAAAAGGUGUAUUCAAUUGGCAGCUCCUGGCCCACAUGUCGUUUUAUUUAUAAUUGAGUAUGGGCGUAUCAGACAAGACGAUCUUGAUUCAAUUAGUACAUUUUUAAAUUAUUUUGGAGAAAAACUGAAACAGUUCCUUAUUAUCGUUUUUACCCAUGCUGAUAAAAUGAAGGAAGAUCAGACGAUAGAGCAAUGGCUUGGACACAUUUCCGAAUUAGACAGUUUUGUGAAUGAAUGCGGGCGACGCUUCUGUUUAAUUAACAAUGAGGCCAAUGCACGUGACAAAGAACAAUACGUUUUGUGUCUUAUGAACGCUAUUGAUGCACUGAAAUUCAAAAAUGGUCUGCUUCACUAUACCGGUGACGCAAUAAGAUAGAACGAACACAACAUCUAAGGUAGAGAGCGAGUAAUAUUUAAAGCUGGUUUAAAAGAAAUCAUUUUCAAAUUUCAUAAUGCAUCGACUAGCCUUACUUCGUUUCACUUUUCAUAAUAUGAACUUUUGAUAAUUAUUUUGUUCUUUCAGAAUAACUCACAAGGUUGUGAAAAAUGUUGGGGUAAGGCUACAAUAAUAUUAUAGGAGCACAUGUGUAUACUUAUAUGGAAAUAGAAAAUAGAAAUCGCAGAAACUUAAUUCUUGUGUAGGCUCAAGAUAAAUCUUGAAUUGGGAAUAUCACACUGAACUCAGAGAUAUAUAACCAAAACUAUUUGUAUAGUUUUAUAAACUGAUAUUCACCAUAUAGUUGGUAUUCCUACUAAUGUCUUCCCGUCUUGUUAUUGUAUUGAUAUGAAGCGAAUUCAUAUCGGUAACUUUAAAUUAUUUAUCAAAGGUACCAGAAUUAUAAUUUAAUACGCCAGACGCGUGUUUCGUCUACAUAAGACUCAUCAGUGACGCUCUGAUCAAAAUAGUUAUAAAGCCAAUCAAGUUCAAAGUUGAAGAGCAUUGAGGAUUCAAAAUUCCAAAAAGUUGUGCCAAAUACAGCUAAGGUAAUCUACGCCUGGCACAAGAAAAUCCUUAAUUUUUAGAAAACGUCAAAGUUUUGUAAACAGGAAAUUUAUAAAAACUACCAUAUAAUUGAUAUUCAUGUCAACACCGAAAUACUGACUACUGGGCUGGUGAUACCCUCGAGGACGAAACGUCCACCAGCAGUGGCAUCGACCCAGUGGUGUAAAUAUUUCUCAAAGGUUAACUGAUGACACAACUUGGCCACUUUAAAAUAGGAUACAUGCUUAUCAUGAUAAACGUCAGGAUUUAAUUUUUUCCGAAUGAUAUCUCAAAUGAAACGUCACGCACGGGCAACAUCACUAACGUACGGACCUCAUUAUUAGGGUGUGCUCGUAACUCAAAAUAUAUUGUAACCGUUGUAUGAGGAAGUACGAUUGAGAACCACAGUACAGACGUUUUAUUAUCACAAUCAGCGGAACAACACGACAUAUCAAUGUCUCAUCUCACGAGAAUAGUAUAAUAAGCAACCAUACGACUUUAGUCAAUGAGAAAAAAAAACCCAUACCGUUAAGCCAGAUACAAAAGGCCCAAUAUAAAAAUUUGAAUCAUUAAUUAGGAAAACUAACUGCUAAGUUUAAAACAAAGGAAUUUUCGAAAAAAAAAAUAAAUACUACAGACAUGAAACAACUAGAACUACUGAACUGAAACUACUGGGCCAAAUUUAACCAAACAUUGCUGCAAUCAUCAUUAGGGUAUUUAGUUUAAAAAAUGUGUCCGGUGACCCCGCCUGCCAAACAACAUGGCCCACAUGGCUAAAAACAGAAAACAGAACUUAGGGGUAAAAUGCAGUUGUUGGCUUAUAUCUCUGAAACUAAAGCAUUUAGAGCAAAUCUGACAUGGGGUAUACAUGUUAUCAGGUUAAGAUCUAUUUUUCCUAAAAUUUUAAGAUGAAUCAGACAACUUGUUGCUUGUUUGCUGCCCCUGAAUUAGUAAUUUUGCAUUUUUUGGUUAUUAUCUUGAAUAUAAUUAUAGAUACGAGAAAAAUUGUGAACAGCAGUAAUGUUUAGCAAAGUAAGAUCUACAAAUAAGUCAACAUGUCCGAAAUAGUCAGUUGAUCCCUUCAGGAUGUACUUAGGUGAGGUUUUGGAAUAAGUGUCAAAUGUUCGGACUCCUUGGUGUUUUUCCAUACGAUACAAGGUAAAAUAUUUUGCCCCAUAACACCUAUUUAUCUUUUAACAUAAGACUUAAUAGCUCAUAAAAGUUCAUUUGACAAAAUUUAAGCAGAUUCUUGAUUUUUUUUUCUUUUGAUUUGAGACCCAAAUAAUACCAAUGCAAAUAAAAGGUAAACGUCCGAGUCAGCCUUUUCCCGCCAUAUUUUAUAAAUCAAAUAUCUCGAAAAGGAGCUCCAUGACCUAUCAGUAUUUUUAGCUUCUUUUGAUCCUUAACUAAUACUCUUCCAGCUUAAAGUAUCAAUUUUGAAUUCUUGAUUUAUUUAAUUUUACCUUAGAUCACCUAAGUACAUCCUUAAGGAGUUAUUGCCUGAUAGUCAAUUUUUAACAAUUUUUCGUAAAUUUAUGUUAUCUUUAAAAAAAUUCUCCUCCUGAAACAACUGAGACAAAUUUAACCAACCUUGGCCACAAUCAGCAUUAGGGUGACUGACAUGGCAGACAUGGCUAAAAUAUAACAUAGGGUAAAAAUGCAGUUCUUUAGCUCACCUGGCCCAAAGGACCAAGUGAGCUUUUCUCAUCACUUGGCGUCCUGCGUCGGUCGUCGUCCGUCGUCCGUCAUCGUUUACCUUUACAAAAAUCUUCUCCGAAACUACGGGGCCAAAUUUAACUAAACUUGGCCACAAUCAUUAUGGGGUAUCUAGUUAAAAAAAUAUGUCCGGUGAUCCGGCCAACCAACCAAGAUGGCCGCCAUGGCGAAAAUAGAACAUGGGGGUAAAAUGUAGAUUUUGGCUUAUAGCUCUGAAACCAAAGCAUUUAGAGUAAAUCUGACUAUCGUAAAAUUGUUUAUCAGGUCAAUAUAUAUCAGCCCUGAAAUUUGCAGAUGAAUCGGACAACCCGUUGUUGGGUUGCUACCCCUGAAGUGGUAAUUGUAAGGAAAUUUUGCCGUUUUUGGUUAUUAUCUUGAAUAUUAUUAUAGAUAGAGAUAAACCGUAAACAGUAAUAAUGUUCAAUCUACAAAUAAGUCAACAUGACCAAAAUGGUCAGUUGACCCCUUAAGGAGUUAUUGCCCUUUAUAGUCAAUUUUUAACAAUUUUUCGUAAAUUUUUGUAACGUUUUACAAAUUUUUAAUUGUAAGCAGCAAGAAUGUUCAGUAAAGUAAGAUUUACAAACACAUCACCAUCACCAAAACACAAUGUUGUCAUGAAUCCAUCGGUGUCCUUAUUUUAAUAUGCACAUAGACAAAGGUGAGCGACACAGGCUCUUUAGAGCCUCUAAUUAUUCAUAUCUCUGAAACUAACUAAAGCAAAAGUAUAACGGUUGCAUUAUUUAAUGCAUCAAUUGUAAAUAAAAUUAUCAGGUGAGCGACACAGGCUCCUUGGAGCCUCUAGUUUUUUUUUUGUUUGGUGAUAAGGUUAUCAAUCUUUCUUUCAUGUAUGGUUUAAACUGUGUUUAAUUAUGAAUGCUAUAUUUACCCUCGUUCUCUUUAUUUCACGAAAAUAUAUAUACUUAUAUGAGGCAGAUGCUACAUGAUGAGCUAACGAAUGUAUAUUGAUGCUAGUUUGUAUUUAUUAACAACAUUCUCUUUUGUAAUCGGAAUACACC